Molecule: messenger RNA, 4200 nt
Organism: Neospora caninum
Lineage: Eukaryota; Apicomplexa; Conoidasida; Eucoccidiorida; Sarcocystidae
Product: Protein containing a possible START(Steroidogenic acute regulatory (STAR) related lipid transfer) domain,related
Exons: 5
Coding region: 1-4200 (1399 amino acids)
Molecular function (GO): lipid binding
Source: RefSeq, a predicted model, not a curated record
AUGAUUCUGAACCGCGGGGUCGUCUCUGAGCGAGAAGCAGGUUCCGGUCGCCUUUCCGGAAUCCCGCCGCGGCGCGGUGGCGAUCCCGCCGCGUCGUCCGGUUUCGCCAGGGCCCGCUCUUCGGCUCGGGACGCGUCGACCCCCGGCCGGAAAGAGGAAAGGAGAGAGACGCCCACCGCCACGCCGCGCGUGCUCGGCAUGAAGCUCGUUUCGUGUGAGUACGCCGACCGCUCGAGGGACGAGACGAAGCGGGAGAACGAAGAGACCGGAGACAGAGACAUCACGGAGGGUGGAAGGGCAUUCGCGGUCCUCGGCGCAGAUGCGGAGGCCCGCUGUCGCUCCGCCGUCCAUUGCUUGCCAGGGCCGACCGGUGAACGCUCAGCCUGCGCGGCCGGGCAAUCUGCCGAAGGCGUUCGAGACCACGCGGAACCGGCGCGGAGAGGAGCCCGCGAACGGAGGGACGGGGUGAAGGCGAGCUCUUCAGUCGAGAGUCUCUUUUCCUGUUCUUCCUCGGAGUCCCUGCAACGCGUUUCCCUUCUACGCCCUUCGUGGCUGCCCGCUGCCGCGCCCCCAGCGGCGAGCGGCGCUCCUGAACCGCCUGCAUUUUUAAGGGAGGAAGCGGCGGCGCUGCUUCAGAGAGCCAAGCUGCGAGCUCUCGAGGGCCCCGCAAGCGCGUCUCCAGUCAGCCGCACUUUCCACGGUCCACAGGCAUCGUCCCUUCAGACACCGGGCGCUGCGACGGCUGCCGGCGGCGAGCCGCACACUGAUCGCGCGCGGCCUGCAACAUCUAGUAGGGCGGCGCAGGCUUUCUUCCCUUCCGCUCCCAGUUCUCGCUCGUACUGGGAGGCUGCUUCCGGCGCGCCAGGCUCGGCGCCUCGCACACCAGGACCCGAGCAGGAGAGACACAGGGACGCGUCUCUGUCGGCCGGCGUCACGGCGCCUCGCAUUGCGGAGCAGCCUCUUCCGCGUCCCGCUCUUUCUCCCCUAGACGCCGCCUCCGCUUCUGGUCGCCCUCCGCCAGCACCCGUCCCCGCGGCGAAAGCCAAGACCAUGCCUGAGGGCACUGAAUGGCCGCUGUCGCCCGUGGCAGGCUCUGGCGUGUCUCCCGCCGCUCUGCCGACCGCGUAUCUGUGCCGUUAUGAACCCGAGUUCGGGAAGGCCCCCGCCCGGCCCUGCAGGCCGGGCGGGUCUCGCCCGUCUUCCGCGGCUCGCCUCUCUGCGUUGCCUCCCGCGUGUCGCCCGCCCCCCGCGAUUGACGUCCUCCCGACACCGUUCGCGCCACGCGGACACGGUGAGACAGCUAGCUGCGAGGCGUCGGCCGUCUCAGCCGGCGCGGUCCGGGUCCCCGCAAAAAACGGAGACAGCCGGUCUUCUCGCAGGAACAGAGAGUCGGGACCUGGCCUCCAGAGCGCAGUGAGUGUGGUGCCCGUGCUUCCCGACGGGAACUGCGUCGGACGGAUGUCAGGCACGAGACGGGGGGACGCGGCUGCGCAUGCAGGGAAAGGAAUUCCGGAGGUGGCUGGUCCCGCCGCGCUGGAACCCCCGUCGGCCGAGGCGCAGUCCCCCGAGAGACAUGGAGACGUGCUGUCGCCCAAAAGUGAGGCCGGGAGGACGCGGCGUCGCCGGAGAACCUCGUGGCGCAACGGCCCGCCGCGGCGCAGCUCGAGGUCGCGCGAGGCAGGAGGCCUGCCGGAGGGCGUGCCCGAGAAAGGCGCGGGCGCCGAGUGCGCAGAAGCUACCGGAGGCGCCGUCCCCCCGUCUUCACGCCGACCGCCGCGGUGGAUUCGAUUCUUCGCACGGCGCCUCAUCUGCUUGGGGCCCCGUGAAGGCAAAGAUCCGCUGUCAUUCUCGAAAAGACAUCCGCCGGACGCGCACUCGAGGGACCGAGCUCCGAAUUCGAAAGACUCCACGCGGCUGGCGGCUGGCGGCUGUCCGGUCCCGGCUGAGGACUCGCAGUCGCCUGCGUCUGGGCUUGACAGCGCGCUGCUGGCCAGGCCAGGGGCCGCGCCCUGUGCACCGCCGGGUCUUGGAGAGCCGACGAAUGCAUCUUUACAGAGAGACUCGGAAAAGGCACGAACCCAGAUGGACGCGGCUGCGGACGGCGCGGUGCUGCCGGCGCAGCGUCACCACCUGGGUCAGUUCGCGCGCCGGGAGGGAGAACCGCGUGAAGGAGAGGGGACACAUGGCGAGGGGGAAGAGGAGGGAAGUGAGGCGACACGCGCCGCGGGGGUUGGCCCGAGUGGAGACGCCAGCGAGAGGUCAGACGGGGCCUGCGGCUGCGGCGUGGUGCGGGAAAAUGGGGACCACGCAAACGGUGUGUCCACCAGAGGAAACGUCGACUCCGACACAUACACGCUGUCUUCAGAGCAUUGCGAGGGGGGGUUCGGCGCCGCUGCUUCCCAGGGUGCGCCCCUGGGCUGGUCACACGAGAGACAGUUGUCAGGGGAGUCUUUCUCGUCCGCGGCAUCUCGGCGGCAGUCGGAGACCGAAGGCGACAGUCAGGGGGAGGGCACCUGCCAGGGGACGUCGCGCACAGACGUCGAGCGGCUUCUGUCGCACGCAGAAGAGCACGGGAAACGCCAAGCACGUGGGGAGGGUGGGCUGCAGUCGGACAAUUGGGGAUUGCUUUUGGCGGGCGAGAAAGAGAGGAGAGCGAGCGCCGGAUCGAUCAGCCCAGAGAGAGAAACGAACGUCGAAGGUCGACAGACCCUUUCGCCGGAAACGUGUUCUACAGAGGCGUCGCCCGUGACGGCCCAGGAGGGGCGGCAGGCGGCUCUGUCCGACACCGCGGCGAAGGAGGAGAGAGCCUUCGUGGACGCUCUCGGCCGAGCGGCCGGCCCCCACCCGUCAGAGGCAGCGCUGGCUUUGGGGGACACGGCCCCUGGUGCAAACCGGUCGCAAGCAUGCAGAGAAUUCGAGGUAUCGGCAGCUCAGGUGGGCGCCGAAAGACCCUUGAGCAGGAGCGAAAGUUUUGGCUCUGGAGAGAGACGUGUAGAGGAGACAGGAGGGAGGCCGCCGGCAGACAGGAAGGAGAGCCGAGAACGACUGGCUAGACCGUCUCCUGCUGACUCGUUUCCAGGGCUGAGCAGACUGGCGUCAUCAGCCGACGCCGCGGAGUUCGUGUUGGGCGUGCUGGAAGAACGGCGGGCAGCCUUCAACCUGCGGCAGAACCAGGCGUCUGUUCUGUCUGGGCACUCCCAGCGACAGGCCAACUCUCCGGAAAAGACACGGCCUUUCUUCGGAGCAAACAGCGCGACCGUUGGGGUGCAAUGCUCGAAGCAGGGAAUGCAUAAGCAGGGAACGCGCGACGACGCGCAGGAGAAAGCCGGGAGAGAGGGGCCGCGAGAAGGCGCCGCAGAAGACUGGGACCGGCAGAGAGAACUGCUCGAUCUCGCCGAGCUUCUCCUCGACGUGGCUGUAAUUUGCUUGGACGAGGAUGCUACGACCCGCAGUGGAGGCCCGAGAGGAGAGACGAAAGCGCCUACCAUGCCUUGCGUCUACGACAAAAACGGGCUGAAAGUGUGGAAAAAAGAAUUUGGCGUCGGCCGCGUCCUGGUGAAAGCGUCCUUCAUGCUGCCCGUUCUCCCCGAGCAGUACGCUUCCUUUGCAUCUGACAGUCGCUUGCGAGCGACUUGGGACGCGAAUCUCGGCGGCCACGCGAUCCUCGAGACGCUGACCACCAACACAGACAUUUGCCAAGUUUCUCUCAAGCGCGUGGCGACGCUCUAUCCGCGCGACCUGGUCACCUUGCGCGCCAGAAGAUCCUGGGCGAUUCCCACCCCCAAGCACGAGCCGGCGGACCAUGCGAAAGCAGACGAGCGACGAGAAGCGAAGCAGGUUUACGCCUCCUGCAGCUGUUCCAUCGAUCACCCGGCGGCACCGGAACAUACCAGCCACGUCCGCAUGGACAUCCGCUUGAGCGCGUACGUGGCCUCGCCGGUGGUGACUCCGUUUGGAGUCUGGACCGAGGUGACGCUGUUCAGUGAGGCCGACCCCAAGGGAUGGAUUCCAGGGGUUGUCAGCAGAUCGCUGGCCGCGAAGGUGCUGCCGUCCACAGUGGAGAAAAUGGCGGUGAACAUGCUGAAUCAUUAUGGAAUUGCGUGGGACGGUCCAUCUGCCACGGGCUACGCCUCUCGACGCCUGGCAACAUACUGCGAACAGGCCGCGCACGGAGGACCAAGGUUGAAGUUUGGCCGGUAG